This is a messenger RNA of Pedinophyceae sp. YPF-701, 3540 nucleotides long. The record is from the annotation of a GenBank genome assembly. NCBI's taxonomy places the organism in Eukaryota, Viridiplantae, Chlorophyta, Pedinophyceae.
AUGCACGCGACGCCCGGCAGCAUGGUUGGGACGGACUCUGGGUUCAUGAACCGGAUACCCAGCUCGGAGGACCCGUUCGCGGAGUUCGAGGACGGCCCGGAGGGGCAGGAGGUGGGCGACGGGGAGGAGGACCAGUACGGGGCGACGCAGGAGAUGGGGGGGACGCCGCCGCGCACGUCGAGUCUGGUCCACGUCUCGUCACGCGUAGAUCGGCUGCUCCAGGCGCGGUUCAGGAAGACGCAGAGCACUGCGAGCCUCGCGAAGCUCGCUGAGGAGCACCAGCCAGCCUACUCCCAGCUUCCAAGACCGCCGUCGCCGAGCAGUCAGCGCCUCCUGAUCAUCGCGAACAGGCUGCCCGUCACGAUCCGCCGCGACGCCGGCGGCAACGGGUGGGAGCUGACGAAGAGCGCCGGCGGGCUGGUGUCCGCGUUGCUGGGCGUGGGGUCGUUUCAAAUAAAGUGGAUUGGGUGGCCGGGGCAGCUGGUGGACUCGCACGACCAGCACUCCCUCGCCCGCACCCUCGCGCGCGACAGCCUGUACCCGGUGUUCCUGGACCAGGAGACGAUGAACCUGUACUACAACGGCUUCUGCAACAGCAUCCUGUGGAACCUCUUCCACUACGUCCCCCUCACGAUGGACUCCAAGCUCACCGGCACCAAGACCAUGCAGCUGCAGUGGGAGGCCUACAAACGCGCGAACCGGGCCUUUUGCCAGGUCGUGCUGGACGAGUACCAGGACGGCGACGUCGUGUGGUGCCACGACUACCACGUCAUGCUCCUCCCGCUCAUGCUGAAGGAGGCGCGCCCGGAAAUGAAGCUGGGAUGGUUCCUACACACCCCGUUUCCGUCGUCCGAGAUCUACAGGGCACUCCCCCUCCGCGAAGAGAUCCUCCGCGGCGUCCUCGCUGCCGACCUCGUCGGCUUCCACACGUACGACUACGCGCGGCACUUCGUGUCGGCGUGCACGCGGAUCCUCGGCCUCGAGGGCACGCCCGAGGGCGUCGAGGACAACGGCAACCUGACGCGCGUGGCGGCGUUCCCAAUCGGGAUCGACCCGGAGCAGUUCAUGCACGCGCUGCGGAAGGAGGACGUCCGCGCGAACAUCAUGGAGCUGCGCGAGCGCUUCAAGGGCCGCCGCGUCAUGCUGGGCGUCGACCGCCUGGACAUGAUCAAGGGCAUUCCGCAGAAGCUCCUGUCCAUCGAGAAGUUCCUCGACGAGCACCCCGAGUGGCACGACAACGUCAUCGUGAUCCAGAUCGCGGUCCCGACGCGCACCGAGGUGCCGGAGUACCAGGCGCUGCGGUCCACGGUCCACGAGAUCGUCGGGCGCAUCAACGGCAAGUUCGGGACGCUCACGACGGUGCCGAUCCACCACCUCGACCGCCAGCUGUCGUUCGACGAGCUCGUCGCGCUGUACGCGGUCACGGACGUCGCGCUCGUCUCGAGCCUGCGCGACGGGAUGAACCUGGUCGCGUACGAGUACGUGGCGUGUCAGAUGAACCGCGCGGGCGUGCUGAUCCUGUCCGAGUUCGCGGGCGCGGCGCAGAGCCUCGGCGCGGGCGCGCUGCUGGUGAACCCGUACAACAUUAACGACACGGCGCAGGCCAUCGAGUACGCGCUGACUAUGUCGGACGACGAGCGGCGGGACCGCCACAAGCAGAACUACCAGCACGUGAUGAACCACACCGCGCAGGCGUGGGCCGAGACGUUCAUCUCGGAGCUGAACGACACGCACGUCGAGCACCAGCUCCGCGCGAUGAAGGUGCCGCCGCCGCUCGAGAUCCCGCACUGCUGGGCCGCGUUCCGCGGGUCGCAGAAGAAGCUGCUCAUCCUCGGCUUCAACGCCGCGCUGACGAGCACGAUCGAGGCGCCGACGCAGCCGAAGCGCCACUUCGACCAGCUCAAGUCGUACACGCGGCUGCACCCGGACGUCACGCGCUCGAUCGAGGUCCUCAGCCGCGACCCCUCGAACAUCGUGUGCGUCUUCUCCGGGUCCGGAAAGCAGAAGAUGGUCGACACGUUCGGCCACCUGCCCGUGUGGCUCGUGGCGGAGAACGGCGUCUACGUGCGGCCGCCCGCGCCGCCCGCGCCCGGCGGCAGCGCGUCGUCGUCCCCGAGCCGCACGUCGCGCGAGCGCCCGCACGAGAAGAACGGCGGGUGGGUGCAGACGAUCACGGACUUCACCACGGACUGGAUGGAGGCAUACAUCCGCGAGGUCUUCCGGUACUUCUGCGAGCGCACGCCGCGGUCGUUCGUCGAGUGCCGCGAGACGUCCAUCGUGUGGAACUACAAGCACGCCGACGUCGAGUUCGGCCGCCUCCAGGCGCGCGACCUCCUCCAGCACCUCUGGACCGGACCUAUCUCGAAUGCGCCCGUCGACGUGGUGCAGGGCGCCAAGUCCGUCGAGGUGCGCCCCGUCGGCGUCACCAAGGGCGGCUGCUUGGCGAAGAUCCUGCGGAUCAUGGCGGAGAACGAGGGGAGCGCGCAGCUGGACAUUGACUUCGUGAUGUGCGUCGGGCACUUCCUGCAACGCGACGAGGACAUCUUCUUGAUCUUCGAGGGCCGCGGCGCCGUCGCGCAGCACCACGCGCCGCCGGAGCAGCCGCUGCACCGGCCGUCCGUGCAGGACCCGCGCCGGGGCUCGCGCAUGAGCAACGCCAGCGCGGUGGGGUCGGGCGGCGCGCCGGGCGACGGGUCGCCGCAGCCCGGGAGCCUCAAGGAGGGGCUCACCAUCGCGCAGCCGCCCGCGGCGGCCGGGGCGAGCAAGGGCGACGUGCACCGCGCGAUGUCCGCGAGCGUUCUCGCGGAGGGCGGAGGGCCCGCGCCGCCCGCGUCGCCGGGCGGGCGGCACGUCCAGGGCGGCGACUGGCGGCUCAGCCGGCAGAACAGCGCCAAGGCCGCCGCGAACGCGCGCGCCGCGGCCGGCCGCGCCCGCCAAGCGCCCGUGCAGCGCGCCGCUACGGGCCCGCCAACGAACGUGCCGCUCCACCCGGCGGACUGGCGCCGCGUGACGUACGACCCGGCGUCCGCGAACCGCCGGAAAUCCGACGCCGUCCCGGACAACGCGGAGCUCCCGCAGCGAGCGCACGCCCCCGGCAUGGGCGAGCGCUUCCCGCGCGAACCCGUGCGGUCGCGUCUGGAGGUCCCCGCCGCGCCCAUCGCGCACGUGCCGCCGCGGCACCUCUUCACGUGCACCGUCGGGCGGCAGCGCAGCAACGCGCGGUACCUCCUGAACGGCAGCUCGGAGGUCGCGAGCCUCCUGCAGGUGUUGGCGGGGCUGCAGGAGCCCUUCCACGUGGCUCCGAUGGGGGGGCGUCGCAUGGGCAGGGGGUCGCUGGAGCUCGGGCGGCCGGGGGCGUCGCGGGUGAGCCUCGACAUGAUCCAGGAGGCGGGAGUGCCGAACGCGAUGCACCAUUGCCUGAGUUCGAGUCUAUUUGCGACGGACGCGCAGUCGCCGGCGGUGGGGCGGGCGCGGUCGGGCGCGCUGAGCCCGCAGACGGGCGCGGACAUGCAGGGCUGGGAGCAGCUGACGCGGUACUAG